Wallemia mellicola CBS 633.66 is the source of this 3273-nucleotide messenger RNA. RefSeq names its product DUF803-domain-containing protein. The transcript is spliced from 3 exons. Gene Ontology annotation, cellular component: membrane. Gene Ontology annotation, biological process: magnesium ion transport. Gene Ontology annotation, molecular function: magnesium ion transmembrane transporter activity. The record is from RefSeq and is a predicted model, not a curated record. The coding region runs from base 1739 to 3229 and encodes 496 amino acids. NCBI's taxonomy places the organism in Eukaryota, Fungi, Basidiomycota, Wallemiomycetes, Wallemiales, Wallemiaceae.
AUCAAAACAAGUAGAAAAUUCAUUAAUUACAGUUGAUUUUACAACAUUCAUUUGUUCUCCCUUUUAUUAAUCUUGUUAUAUUUCAUUACAUGAUCGAUGGUUCAGCUAACCCUGCUGGCAGCUGGCCAUUUGGAUCAUAUUUAAGCAUGGUUGGCUUUAGAUCUCUCAAGCUCCUAUAUCCACUAACUGUCAUGUUGAUAUCUAGAUCUGCUAAUAGUGAUCUGACUACGUGUCUGCAACCAGCUUCUCCAGCAGACAAGCCCCAAACCCACAUUCUGCCAAUCAUGACAGCAUGUGCACCCAAUGCAAUCGCCUUCAUGAUGUCGCUACCUGUUCUGAUACCUGAAUCGAAAAGAAUUGUGCAUUUAUCACCGACAGCCUUGGCUAUGUCUGGGAGGACUUCUAGACUAGAAACUGCACCUUCAACUUGUCUACCAGCAUGAUUCGUUACGACGAUACCGUCACAACCGAUUGACAACGCCUAUGAUGAAAUUAAGUCAAAAUUUUCACAUAAGAACAUCCAAACUAACAGUUUCAGCAUCUUCUACCGAUUGAAUACCUUUCAAAACAAAUGGUCUUCCACCAGACAAUUCGUGCCAGAAUUUGCAUAUAUCUUUAACCUUUUCCCACGUUAAUGGUUUACCGUGCCAAACUGAAUGAUCAAUCCAGCGUGAUGAGUCUUUCUUAAGAUCAUCGCCGUACUUCUUCAUAAAUACAGGAUCGCUGAGACCCAUUUCAUUACCCAAGUCACCAUAAUAAAAGGCGUAGUUAGCUAUAUCUGUGUCGGUCAUUCUCAAUCCCAACUGAGGCGUGUCUGUAGUGAUCAUCACCGAAUCAAAUCCUGACGCCCAAGCACGGCGGAGGAGGGACUCAGUAACAUCACUAUCUUGACUUGCGUACAAUUGGAAGAAACGUGGACCAGAUGUCUCAAGUUCUCGUUUGCUACCGCUAUAUGAAUUAACAGAGUUUGAUUCAUUCUUUUUAGAGGCAGAUUUCUCAUGUGCCUCUGCAACUUCCUCAAUUGAGUAGCUCGCAGCUGUUGACAAGCAAUAUGGAAGACCGAGUUCACCCGCAACUGUAGCAGCCGCGAGCUCACCUUUAGGGUGAUAAAUCUUAUUUAUACCAAUAGGAGCGAACAUAAUAGGCGCAGGAAUCUUGUGACCAAAAAUUUCAGUUGUAAGAUCUCUGGUGUUUGUGUCUUGGAGCGUUUUAGGGAUAAUUUUAUGUUUGUAGAAAGCUUCCCUGUUAGCAUGAUGUGUCCAACCUAGUCCAGCGUCUAUAAAAAUUAGUUGUGUUAUCGCUCAGACGAUGAUAUCACUCACUAGAAGAGCUAUACCAGUAACCCUUGUCAGUUAAGUUCUUUCUCGCAUCGUGUUGCAAUCUAAUCAACGUAAGAAGUCUAUCGCGACAACUUUAUUGACUUACUUCUCGGGGUGUGAACUAAUUGACGGCAAUUUGCCUUCAGGGCCAUUGGCGAACAAUUCACGUUGGUAAAGUGAAUAAUGUGGUGAAGGUCCUUGUGGCUUGUUGUAUGGAUCCAUGAUAGUGAUAUUAAACGGAAGUAGCCACACCAAUUAAUAGUAAACGGAAAAAUUUAUAUGCGGGUGACUUCUUUCCGACGGCGAUCCGUUAUGUGUGCUCCGAUAGUUAUAUAUAGUUAAGUGUAUAGAGAUCGUACUAUGAUAUUUCCCUUUCCUGCUAUUGCCUUUUUGUAGUUCUUCUAAUCAACGGUGAUGAUAUGCAAGGCAAUUUAAUAGGAGUAACUUUGGCACUAUUGGGAAACAUCGUCAUAGCGUUAGGGCUGAACUUUCAGAAAUUAUCGCAUUUGCAGAUAACGUCUUCUGAAAUUGAAUCUGGUACUACAUUUGUUAAUAGAACUGGAGAUGAUGAAGUCCUGCCUGCUGAAGAUGAUGAUAGAGCGACAAUUAAACCUACAUCUGACAAUUCUCUAAAACUAUUACUGUUAAACUUGAGGGAUUCAGUCGUAAAAGCUAUUAAGAAUGACGCGAAGUAUCUCAAAAGUGGUACAUUUUGGAUUGGAUUAGGGCUUACCACUUUGGGAGAGUCUAGUAACUUUAUAGCAUAUGGAUUAUCGCCUGCGCCGCUUGUUGCACCACUUGGUAGUGUUGCACUUGUAGCCAACUGUCUUUUCUCUCCAUUACUUUUAAAAGAACACUUUGGACUGCAAGAAAUACUAGGAUCAAGUUUGUGCAUCAUCGGCGCGUUUGUUUUGAUUGCGUCAAAUAAAAAUAGAGACGGACAAAUUGACUAUGAGGAACUACUAGAGGGGAUCACCCAUCCAACUUUCCAAAUUUACGUAGUAUCUUUGCUCAUCGCGAUCAUAGGUCUUAUUAGUUUAUCAAACAAGCCAAUAGGACAAAAGAGUGUGACUAUUGAUGUAUCCAUUUGCGCGCUCUUUGGUGGUCUCACUGUUAUAUCUACUAAAGCUCUGAGUAGCUUACUAGUGCAUAACUUUGCAGAUGCGUUCCGCCAUAAAGUCGCAUACCUGGCUUUAUCGGUUCUCCUAAUCACAGCAGCAGCUCAGGUACAUUUCCUUAAUAAGGCAUUAAACAAAUUUGAUUCAAAGAUCGUCAUACCAAUACAAUAUAUCUUUUUCACUAUAUCCGUUAUACUGGGCUCAUCCAUGCUUUUCAAAGAUAUUCAAACAUUCCCUUACUUGAUUUUGUUAUCUGGCUUAACAGUAUCUUUCUGUGGUGUAUACUUCCUUAGUUGCGCCCCUCAAAGUGACCACUUUUCGAACUUAUCCGCUGGUAUUGAGGAUGGUCCGCAAAGAAAUCAAUCAACAGAUACGACACUAACACCCCUUCUCGGUAGUGCACCUGAACGCAUUCGGACAAGUCGGUCAAACUCAUCAUUCACGAAAGUUGGUAUAGGCUUAUCGCCUGCAAGGUAUCUACUUGCUAGUCAUUCGCCAAAUAGCACAUUUAGAGACGAUAAUGCUCCCAUAAUUUCCAACAAUAACUCUCAAACGUACAACGGUGUGAACUACGGUACUACACCGCGUACAACUGACCUCAUGAAUGCUUACGAUUUGAGUCAAACUCCUACACCAUAUUCUAGUGGUUUAGCGGACCAUUUCUCAAAUUCACAAACAAGUAGAUUAUCACCAAGAUCCAAAGCAUCGAACUUAUUCGGUGAUCCAGAAGAUAGUGAGAUUACGCCCCGUCAACAGCAUAUUCCAACAUUUAGCACAACAUCUACCACUUAAUACUUUUUAAUAUAUAGCAUCAUUAGUCUAUAGAUAAUUAUCGU